Etheostoma cragini (Arkansas darter) is the source of this 877-nucleotide messenger RNA. RefSeq lists its product as uncharacterized. Bases 158 to 856 code for a protein of 232 amino acids. The transcript has 2 exons. The record is from RefSeq and is a predicted model, not a curated record. NCBI's taxonomy places the organism in Eukaryota, Metazoa, Chordata, Actinopteri, Perciformes, Percidae.
GAAUUUCAUUCUGCACGUGAGAAGCUGAACAUAUCCUACGUGAUUCUUCAACUGAGAACUCAAGUGCUGAAUUGGAGAAAAACCUGAACUAAUAAUACAUCCUCUGAACUGUGGAAAUCUUCAGGAGCAAGCAACAAGCGGUUCAAGUGUCCAAAAAAUGGCCUUCGCUGGUUUCUUCCGGGAGAAACACCUGCUGUCCAUAGGCAUCACCCGGGUGCAAGAACCGUUUGGAUGCAUGCCAAUACCAGGAAAAGGCCUUCAACUGAUUGUGACAAACUUGAGGAACCGUCCACUGUGUGAAAGCGACAUCCUCUCCAUGUGUGACUUCAUCCUCAGCCUGUACCACAACCUCCUCACAGGUUCCAAGGACUACCCUUUCAUUUCCUUUGAUGGAGUCUUCCUCUCAGACGAGGUGGUCUCACCCUUCCCUUCCAGCCAGAGUGAGAACAACCCACCAUCUCCUCUGACGGAGGCCCCAGCCGGUGUGAUGGUGCCACCUGCGGGCUCCUCUCCUCCAAACAUGCUGACCCCGGUUCUUCCUGAGAGGACGGAGCUCGGAGUCCUGAGGGCCGACCGCAGAAACUAUUUCUGCGACUUGGAGUUGGACGGCACAACUGUCACCAGAUUCAUCUCCCCUGUGUACAGCUCUGAGUGCACUGAGCUGACCAACCGCUGGAGGGUGACCGACUAUAGUGAAGAUGGCCACCUUUGCAUGUCGGUCCUCUGUCAGUUCCCCAAAAAGGUUGCACAGUUUGCAAGGCCUCCGAGACCCGAGAAGAGAAAGUACACAGAGGAGAGCAGCAGCAGCAGCAGCAGCAGCAGCCAGUCUCCCCCAAAGAAACGCUUGAGACUGUGAUGGACAUUUGCUCUGCUGCAC